AUGGACUUUGUUAGUGGGUUACCCACCACACCUACUAAGAAAGAUUCUGUAUGGGUCAUCGUGGACCGAUUGACCAAGUCCGCCCACUUCAUACAGGUCUCGCCGUGGAAGAAGGUACUGAGAUUUGGUUGCAAGGGCAAGUUGAGCCCUAGAUUUAUUAGACCUUACUGUGUUCUUAAGCAAGUGGGACCAAUUACUUACCAGUUGGAGUUACCUUUGGAAUUUGAUCAGAUUCAUGAUGUAUUCCACGUCUCAAUGUUGAGGCGCUAUCGCUCUAAUCCCACGCAUAUUGUUCCUAUUGAGGUGAUCGAUGUUAGGCUAGAUCUGACCUUUAAGGAAGAGCUAGUUCAGAUAUUGGAGUGA
Gossypium raimondii (Peruvian cotton) is the source of this 363-nucleotide messenger RNA. RefSeq lists its product as uncharacterized. The record is from RefSeq and is a predicted model, not a curated record. The transcript is spliced from 2 exons. Lineage: Eukaryota; Viridiplantae; Streptophyta; Magnoliopsida; Malvales; Malvaceae. The coding region runs from base 1 to 363 and encodes 120 amino acids.